Molecule: messenger RNA, 2646 nt
Organism: Amblyraja radiata (thorny skate)
Lineage: Eukaryota; Metazoa; Chordata; Chondrichthyes; Rajiformes; Rajidae
Gene: cdip1
Product: cell death-inducing p53 target 1
Exons: 5
Coding region: 16-768 (250 amino acids)
Biological process (GO): intrinsic apoptotic signaling pathway in response to DNA damage by p53 class mediator
Cellular component (GO): cytoplasmic side of late endosome membrane; nucleus; cytoplasmic side of lysosomal membrane
Molecular function (GO): zinc ion binding
Source: RefSeq, a predicted model, not a curated record
GCUGCUGCCCUGCGGAUGCGGUGGAGCGGCAGCGACAGAAGCUUCCACUCACACCACCGCGACCCACACGACGGCGGCGGCGGCGGCUGUGGACGCCCGGAGAGGGGACAAUGUCAGAAGAACCACCUCCUCCGUACCCAGGGGGGCCUUCUGCUCCACUGCUUGAAGAGAAGGGAGGACAAUCUGCACAAACAGAUUUGUUUAGUUUCUGCAGGGUAUAUGUUGCCUCCUACUGCUCCUCCUGCCACCAUUCAACCUCAAGGAUAUUUUAUCCCACCAGAGGUUGGACCACCUCCGUAUGAGCUAACGCCACAACCAGGAUUUAUACCACUUCAUACACCUGCAGAAGGUGGUAUGCCAAUGCCACCACAUGGUUACUACCCAGCUGCAGGGCAUUACCCACCUCCGGGUCACUUUGUACCCCCAGGUCCCUAUGCGCCCGCUCCUGGGCACUAUCCCCCUCUCAGUGGACAAACAGCAACUGUUAUAGUUCCCCCUGGUGCAGCAACAACAGUGACCGUACUGCAGGGGGAGAUGUUUCAAGCUGCACCUGUGCAGACUGUGUGCCCUCAUUGCCAGCAGGCCAUCACAACCAAGAUCACUUAUGAACUAGGCUUGCUCAAUACUUUAUUCUGUCUCUUCUGCUGUUUUAUGGGGUGCGAUUUGGGCUGCUGCUUAAUCCCAUGCUUGAUAGAUGACCUGAAGGAUGUAAUGCAUACUUGUCCAAACUGUAAAGCCUACAUAUAUACAUACAAGCGUGUGUGUUAACAUCGACCCUUACAAUGAUGUUAACUUUUUUGUUUCAAUUUACACACAUAGUGAUGCAGCAUUGUCUCGUGCUGUUUAACAAACUGUGAAUGCCUUAUCUGCAGAAUAUAUAUAUUGAACUAUUAAUGUAUUAACAAUGAAGUUUAGAUCUCCCAACUGAAAAUCCAAAACACAAUAUUUAAUUCCACUUAAAGUAGUGAAAUUGCCAGUGAAACAAACUUAUGGCUAAUACCUUUUUGAAAACUAUAUUCAGUGUGGAAUCAUGAGUCAGUUGCAUAUUGAUGUGGAUUAUUGUGCCGAGUAGUGUGAAAAUGAAGGAUAAAUAAUUAGUUUAGGGUAUCAAAAGUCAGCCUUCCGUCCCAAAAUAUUGCCUGUUGCAGCAAUAUGUUUGUGAUGUUUAUAUUUAAUAUGUAGUUUAAUAUAAAUCUAUUAAUGUGCUCUAUAGAUAAUACAGGAAUUCGAGUGCAUUCUUUAAACCCCAGGGAAAAUAGUUUUGGCGUCUGGCACGUGUUACUGCUUAAUGGGAGCACAUGCAUGGGUGUGUUUUAUAAUAUGACAUGCAUUCUUGUCAUUGAAUACUUGCAAUUGGUAUGUGUUUUUUUUUCUUGGUUCAAAAAUCCAUCCCGAUACAGGUCUGAGACUGAAUUUCUGAACAGCUGUUAGUUGCCGGAAAGGAACUAAGGUUAAAAUGAAGGUUGAUGUUAGAAACAGUAUUUUAAAGAGAUGAAGGUUUUAAUCUGCUAAAAUAUGAACUUGGCACAUUUUAUUGCUGCCUUUCUAAUUUAGUUUAAAACUAAACAUUAAAGGUUCUGAGCCAUGACAAAUGUGUUAUCAUGAUUAUAGUGAACUCGUGUCAGUCUAAAUCAUUUUAAUGGAACUUUAACAGAGGAUAUUUUUUUAAAAAUAACAUCACCUGUAAGCUUUAAGUCCAAACAUGUAGCUUAGAUUUUGUGGAUCCAAACAAGGUUUUUUUUCCCCAGUUUGAGGAAUAUUGUCUGUUAAUGAUUACUGUCAGGGUCUCCUGAAAUGUUCUUUAUAGUAGUGUUUUGAAAUAUUGUACAGUGCAGAAAUAUUGGAUAUAUUCAGAAUUUAAAUGUGGUAAAAUAACUGUGCAGCUUGCAAGUAUUGCCUUUGCUAAGACUCUGCUGCACAUAUAAACUUGCACUUUGCUUUAGUGUUUCUACUGUACAAUUUGCAUUAUGAACUUGGGGAAUUAUAACAAAUACUCCUCUGAAAAUAUAUUACUGGAAUACAAAAGUAAUAGAAAAUACACUUAUUUUUCAGAGUGCAGAAGGGGUGUGCAUGUGGCUGACCUUUUUCUGCCUAUCAUGUUGUAGCUUAAUGCAUUUAACCAACUCAACACUUGGGUUGAUGAGAAGUGGCAAUUAUUGCUUAUUGGGAAACAUUUCAGUACUUUGAAAUAUUAAUAUUUCAACUUUUUUGCUUUAAACUGAGCUUUUCCGAUACCGCCACACAAUCAUGGGUGGAUCAAACUUGCCUAGAUUUAAGUUCAGAAGUAGUUUCUUACUAUCAUUAAUUGGGAAUCAUUGGAAGGAUAUCAGUAGGUUACUUGCAUGCAUAUGGACACAAAGGGCUGGAGUAACUCAGCAGCUCAGGCAGCAUCUCUGAAGAACGAGGAUAGGAGAUGUUUCAGAUUGGGACCUUCAGACUAAUUAUGGUGGGGGGGGGGGGGGGGGGAGAAGAAAGCGAGAAGAGGGAAGAGGCAGGACAAAAUGUGGCAGCUAAUAGGUGGCUUUUGGUAGGCAGUUGGUUGGAACACAGGCCAAAGAUAAAAGCAGAUGGCGUUGAUGAAUUGCAAAUUAUGAACCUAUGGGAGGGGAGAAACAGGUGGGAGUCGGGGAGGGGGUGAAUAUAAAG